UGGAGAAGGGUCACAGUCCUCACUGAGUGAGACCCCCCUGCUCCCUGCCCCUGUCCUCUCUGAGCUCCAGCAUGGUGUGUCUGCGGUUCCCCGGAGGCUCCUGGAUGGCCGCUCUGAUGGUGAUGCUGAUGGCACUGAGCCCUCCCCUGGCUCAGGCCAGGGACACUCCACCGCAUUUCCUGCAGCAGAUUAAGUUCGAGUGUCAUUUCUCCAACGGGAAGGAGCAGGUGCAGUUCCUGGAGAGAUACAUCUACAACGGGCAGGAGGACUUCCGCUUCGACAGCGACGUGGGGGAGUUCCGCGCCCUGACCGAGCUUCGGCGGCCUGAUGAGAAGGGCUGGAACAUCCAGAAGGACAUCCUGGAGCGGAAGCGGGGCGCGGUGGACACGUUCUGCAGAUACAACUAUCGGGUGUCUGAGGGAUUCUUGGUGCCUUGGAAAA
Messenger RNA from Myotis lucifugus (little brown bat), 441 nucleotides. RefSeq names its product HLA class II histocompatibility antigen, DRB1-4 beta chain-like. Gene Ontology annotation, molecular function: MHC class II protein complex binding. Gene Ontology annotation, biological process: positive regulation of T cell activation; immunoglobulin production involved in immunoglobulin-mediated immune response; immune response. Gene Ontology annotation, cellular component: MHC class II protein complex; late endosome membrane; lysosomal membrane. The transcript has 2 exons. The record is from RefSeq and is a predicted model, not a curated record. The annotation marks the transcript as partial. NCBI's taxonomy places the organism in Eukaryota, Metazoa, Chordata, Mammalia, Chiroptera, Vespertilionidae.